AUGGGAGUGGCAUCAUGUGCACACCUCCACACGCUGAAGCUGCACAUGGGAGGGGAGCCAUGUGCACGCCUCCACACGCUGAAGCUGUACACGGGAGCAGAGCUGUGUGCACGCCUCCACAUGCUGAAGCUGUACACGGGAGUGGAGCCGUCUACCCUCAACCUCAUUACAUACCUAUUACAUUCCAAUGAGGCCUCCCCGCCCGGCCUUGCUCUGCAUUUAGUUGAAGGUGCCGGCUUCCUGGCCAGCAGGGCCAUGCUCCUGGCGUGCUGCUGCCCAGUGUCCGCACCUGGGGUAGCUGGGGCUCGUGUUAGAACAGCCUACCGUCUCCGGACCGGCCUGCCGGAGGACUUUGGCACCGAGGUUGGCGCGUUCCACAAGGGCCGAUGGGUCACUGUCACCCACUGCCAGGACCCGGGCGCGUCCACGUCUCCGGCCCUGGCCCCCGGGCCGCCCCCAGGCUCCGGCCCCGGACUGCCAAACCCCCUGCUACCUCAGACCUCGGCUGCCGGCGGCGGCGGCAGCAGCGUCAUCUUCCCCAACCCGCUGGUCAGCAUCGCCGCCACGGCCAACGCGCUGGACCCGCUGGCGGCCCUCAUGAAGCACCGCAAGGGCAAGCCCCCCAACGUGUCGGUGUUCGAGCCCAAGGCCAGCACCGAGGACCCCUUCUUCAAGCACAAGUGCAGGUUCUGCGCCAAGGUCUUCGGCAGCGACAGCGCGCUGCAGAUCCACCUGCGUUCGCACACCGGGGAGCGGCCCUUCAAGUGCAACGUCUGCGGGAACCGCUUCUCCACCAAGGGCAACCUGAAGGUGCACUUCCAGAGGCACAGGGAGAAGUACCCCCACAUCCAGAUGAACCCCUACCCCGUCCCCGAGUACCUGGACAACGUGCCCACCUGCUCGGGGAUCCCCUACGGCAUGUCGCUGCCCCCCGAGAAGCCGGUGACUACCUGGCUGGACAGCAAGCCCGUGCUGCCCACGGUGCCCACGUCCGUGGGGCUGCAGCUGCCCCCGACCGUCACAGGCACCCACAGCUACAGCGACUCCCCCAGCGUUACCCCUGCCAGCCGCUCCCCACAGAGGCCCUCCCCCGCGUCCAGCGACUGCAUGUCCCCGGGCCUCGGCCACACCGAGUCUGGCCUGGCGGGGCCGGCCGAGUCUCCACAGCCCCUCCUCGGUGGGCCUGCUCUGACGAAAACCGAGCCGGUCAGCCUGCCCUGUGCCAGUGCCAGGACCGGAGAGGCUCCCGUGGUGGCAGGGCAGGUGGGCGGACUGCCCACAUCCUCGGCCACCACCGUCACGGACAGCGCCUCUGCGAGCCUGGGCAGCCCCGGGCUUCCUGCGGUCUCUGACCAGUUCAAGGCCCAGUUUCCCUUUGGCGGGCUGCUCGAUUCCAUGCAGACGUCGGAGACCUCGAAACUGCAGCAGCUGGUAGAGAACAUCGACAAAAAGAUGACUGACCCCAACCAAUGUGUGAUCUGCCACCGUGUGCUGAGCUGCCAGAGCGCGCUCAAGAUGCACUACCGGACGCACACGGGUGAGCGGCCCUUCAAGUGCAAGAUCUGCGGCCGCGCCUUCACCACCAAAGGCAACCUGAAGACGCACUUCGGGGUGCACCGCGCCAAGCCGCCCCUGCGCGUGCAGCACUCCUGCCCCAUCUGCCAGAGGAAGUUCACCAACGCCGUGGUCCUGCAGCAGCACAUCCGCAUGCACACGGGCGGGCAGAUCCCCAACACGCCGCUGCCCGACGGCUUCCAGGACGCCAGGGACGCCGAGCUGAGCGCGGAGACGCUGAGCGGCUAUGACGACGACAUCGAUGACAACUCCAUGGAGGAGGACGCGGAGCUCAAAGACACGGCCAGCGACUCGUCCAAACCGCUCCUCUCCUUCUCGGGGUCAUGCCCACCCUCGCCCCCCUCGGUCAUCUCCAGCAUCGCCGCCCUGGAGAAUCAGAUGAAGAUGAUCGACUCGGUCAUGAACUGCCCGCAGCUGGCUGGCUUGAAGUCCGUGGAGAACGGGUCCGGGGACAGCGACCGCCUGAGCAACGACUCGUCCUCGGCCGCGGGAGACCUGGAGAGCAGGAGCGCCGGCAGCCCCGCCCUGUCCGAGUCUGAGUCCUCGCAGGCACCGUCACCCGCCAACAGCCAUGGGGAGAGCUUCCGCUCCAAGUCCCCCGGCCUCGGCGCCCAGGAGGAUCCUCAAGAGAUUCCCCUCAAGACAGAGAGGCCCGACAGCCCGCCCGCCGGCCCCGGGAACGGAGGCGCCCUGGACCUGACGGCGGGCCCCCCCGGCCGGCCGGCCAUCAAGGAGGAGACCCCCUUUGGCUUGCUGUUCCUCAACAGAGAGCGCGGUAAGUGUGCGAGCACUGUGUGUGGUGUCUGUGGGAAGCCCUUCGCUUGCAAGAGUGCGCUGGAAAUCCACCACCGCAGCCAUACCAAGGAACGGCCGUUUGUCUGCACGGUCUGCAGGCGGGGCUGUUCCACUAUGGGUAAUUUAAAGCAGCACAUACUGACGCACAGAUUGAAAGAGCUGCCUUCUCAGGUAUUUGACCCCAACUCUACCCUAGGUCCCAGCCACAGCACUCCUGGCCUGGUCGCCAGUCCCACGCCAACCAUGAUCAAGAUGGAAGUGAACGGCCACGUCAAGGCCCCUGUGCCGGGUGAGGGUCCGCCCCCACCCCUGCCCGCCGGAGUCCCGCUCCCUACGGGGCCCCAGGCCGUGAUGAGCCCCGGUCUGGCACCCAUGCUGGCCCCCCCGCCGCGCCGGACUCCAAAGCAGCAUAACUGCCAGUCAUGCGGGAAGACCUUCUCCUCAGCCAGCGCCCUGCAGAUCCACGAGCGCACUCACACCGGGGAGAAGCCCUUCGGCUGUACCAUCUGUGGCCGGGCCUUCACCACCAAGGGCAACCUCAAGGUACACAUGGGGACGCACAUGUGGAAUAACGCACCCGCGCGGCGUGGCCGCCGCCUGUCCGUGGACAACCCCAUGGCCCUGCUGGGCGGGGACGCCCUCAAGUUCUCCGAGAUGCUGCAGAAGGACCUGGCGGCCCGGGCCAUGAACGUGGACCCCAGCUUUUGGAACCAGUAUGCGGCCGCCAUCACGAACGGGCUGGCCAUGAAGAACAACGAGAUCUCCGUCAUCCAGAACGGAGGCGUGCCCCCACUCCCAGUAAGUCUAGGCGGAGGCGCCAUCCCCCCCCUGGGCGCCGGGACCGGCGCGGUGGACAAGCUACGCACGGGCAGCAGCCCGCCCAUGGUCAGCCUGGACAAGGCAAGCUCCGAGGCCGGAACUGGCCGGCCGUUCACCAGGUUCAUUGAGGAUAACAAGGAGAUUGGUAUCAACUAG
Molecule: messenger RNA, 3345 nt
Organism: Dipodomys ordii (Ord's kangaroo rat)
Lineage: Eukaryota; Metazoa; Chordata; Mammalia; Rodentia; Heteromyidae
Gene: Sall3
Product: spalt-like transcription factor 3
Exons: 5
Coding region: 1-3345 (1114 amino acids)
Biological process (GO): regulation of transcription by RNA polymerase II
Cellular component (GO): nucleus
Molecular function (GO): DNA-binding transcription factor activity, RNA polymerase II-specific; RNA polymerase II cis-regulatory region sequence-specific DNA binding
Source: RefSeq, a predicted model, not a curated record